AUGUUGGAGCAGUUACUGAUAUUUACUCGAGGAGGGUUGAUCCUGUGGACCUGCAACCAAUUCACCAACGCCCUCAAGGGGUCUCCGAUCGACACGUUGAUCCGCUCUUGCCUCCUGGAGGAGCGAUCCGGUGCGGCCAGCUUCACCUACGACGCACCUGGAGCCUCCUACUCCCUCAAAUGGACCUUCCAUAAUGACCUUGGCCUCGUCUUCGUCGCCGUCUACCAGCGCAUCCUCCAGCUCCUCUACGUCGACGAUCUACUUGCCGCCGUCAAGCGCGAAUUCUCGCGCCUCUACCACCCCCAAAAAACCGCCUAUGGAGAUUUUGACGAGAUCUUCCGCCAGCUCCAGAUCGAGGCUGAGGCUCGCACCGAGAAUUUCAAGAAAACGAAUUCCCUCCCCGCUGUGGGUCCUCAAAGGAAACAGCAAAACGCCGCCUCGCAGGGGCAGGGGCAAGGGCAAAACGCUGGGUCAGAAAAAAAGAGCGAUGGUGAUGGUAAUGGGAAGAAAGGGCGUAGAUUGGAGAGUGGUGGUUUUGUUGUAGCUAAUAAUAAUUGUAAUGCUAACUUGAAGAAUAGGGGUAAUGGUAGUGUGAAUACUGGGAAAGAGAAUGCGAGUGCUAAUAUAGGGGCUUUUGAUGUAAAUAGGCUGCAGAAGCUUAAAGGAAAAGGGGGGAAUGGGAAUGGGAAGAAGAAAGAAGCUGUUGUUGCUGUUAAAGCUGAGCCUAAAAAGGUGGUUAAGAAAAACAGGGUUUGGGAUGAUUCUACGCCGCAAACCAAACUGGACUUUACGGAUCAUCUUGAUGGGGAUGGAGAUGGGGAUAAAAAGGUUGACUUUUUAGCUAAGGAACAAGGGGAGAGUAUGAUGGAUAAAGAAGAGGUUCUUAGCAGUGAUAGUGAGAUUGAAGAAGAAGAUGAUGAUGAUACUGGAAAGGGUAGCAAGCCUGAGGCUAAGAAAAAGGGUUGGUUUUCGUCUAUGUUCCAGAGUAUUGCUGGAAAGGCCAAUUUGGAGAAGUCAGACUUGGAACCGGCUUUGAAAGCUCUCAAGGACAGGCUCAUGACCAAGAAUGUGGCCGAGGAAAUAGCUGAGAAACUAUGUGAGUCAGUGGCAGCAAGUCUUGAAGGCAAAAAGCUAGCUUCAUUUACAAGGAUAUCUUCAACAGUGCAUACAGCAAUGGAAGAUGCACUUGUUCGUAUUUUAACCCCAAGGCGUUCUAUUGACAUAUUGAGGGACGUGCAUGCUGCCAAGGAGCAAAGGAAACCAUAUGUUGUUGUGUUUGUUGGAGUUAAUGGAGUUGGAAAAUCUACUAAUUUGGCUAAGGUUGCUUACUGGCUUCUGCAACACAACACUAGCGUCAUGAUGGCUGCAUGUGAUACAUUUCGAUCAGGAGCUGUUGAGCAGCUGCGGACACAUGCACGUAGACUGCAGAUCCCUAUAUUUGAGAAGGGCUAUGAGAAAGAUCCUGCCAUUGUAGCAAAAGAAGCAAUUCAGGAAGCUUCACGCAACGGUUCAGAUGUGGUUCUAGUUGAUACAGCUGGCCGUAUGCAGGAUAAUGAACCACUGAUGAGAGCCCUAUCAAAGCUCAUCUACCUCAACAAUCCUGACCUUGUCUUAUUUGUUGGAGAAGCACUUGUUGGUAAUGAUGCAGUUGAUCAGCUUUCAAAAUUCAACCAGAAAUUAGCCGACCUCUCAACAUCUCCCACACCCAGAUUGAUAGAUGGGAUCUUGCUCACAAAAUUUGACACUAUUGAUGAUAAGGUGGGAGCUGCACUGUCAAUGGUUUACGUGUCAGGAGCUCCAGUGAUGUUUGUGGGCUGUGGACAGUCCUAUACUGACCUUAAGAAACUGAACGUCAAGUCAAUUGUGAAGACACUCCUUAAAUGA
This is a messenger RNA of Sphenostylis stenocarpa, 1884 nucleotides long. The record is from the annotation of a GenBank genome assembly. Lineage: Eukaryota; Viridiplantae; Streptophyta; Magnoliopsida; Fabales; Fabaceae.